UAGAAUAUGAAAAUGAUAUAUCAAGCCCGGACAGACAACCAUAGCCUAGGAAGAAACCAAGAAAACUGACAAACCAGAAAGAUACUCUUCUACGAAGUGACAUAUUAAGAGAGGCCCAUGCAUAACAUUUAUCAUUUAAGAAACCCAUCUCAUUCAAACUAACCCUUUAAGAUCAUUCUACAACAUCUCAGAAAUAUUAACCUUCACAUGAAUCGGUUACGGUUGCUUAGUUUUCUGCUUCUUCUUCUCUUCUCAGAGUUUUAUGUUGGAGCACAAACCUAUGGCUAUGGCGGCCGGGAUGAAGCGCCUUCUCAAGAUGCUGUCUCAAAUUUCAAACCAAGUUUAACUGUUGUUAUUGGUAUCCUCUGUGUCAUGUUUUCGCUUACAUUUAUCCUUCUAAUGUAUGCAAAAUUUUGUCACAGGGGUUCCUCACUUUACAGCAAUCCACAAAACAACCCUGCACUAAUUAGAUCGACCUCAAGAUUUUCAGGAAUUGACAAGACAGUCAUCGAGUCGCUUCCUUUCUUUAGAUUUUCUUCGCUUAAAGGUUCAAAACAAGGGCUUGAAUGUGCAGUCUGUCUAUCCAAAUUUGAAGAUAUCGAAAUUCUGCGGCUACUGCCCAAGUGCAAGCAUGCCUUUCACAUUAACUGUAUCGAUCAAUGGCUUGAAAAACACUCGAGCUGCCCUCUUUGCAGGCACAAGGUCAACGCUGAGGACCCAACAAUCUUUGCUUAUUCAAAUAGUAUGCGUUUCUUGUUCAACCAAUCUGAGGUAAGAGACGACUCUAACAUAGAGCUCUUUGUCCAAAGAGAGGAAGACCAACAUGGUUCAUCAAGAUUCAGCGUGGGAAGCAGCUUCCGGAAAAUUAAAGAGGAAGAGACUGAUAAGGAAGAACAAGUGUUGAUAUUCGACGAAGAUGGCGUUGAAAGCGAUGAUCAAAAAGUUUUGCACAAGUUUAAUCACAAGAUUAUUGUUUCCGAUGUUAUUCUUAAGAACCGGUGGAGUAGUGCAAGUUCUUCAGACUUGAUGCUUUUGAACUCAGAGAUGCUUAAUGUUAUGUCAAGCAACAGAUUCUCUAACUUAGAAGAAAAUAAUAGUGGUGACCAAAUUUCGACACCAAGAGCGAUUGAAAACGAGCAAAUAAAGCAGAUUAAAGAGGAGAUGGAGAUGAAAAGAUUGUUUGAAAUCAAGGUUAGUUCAAUCAACAAAACUAGUAGUAGUCUUGAGGGUGCUUCAGGAUCAGAUUCUAAAAUCAUUUCAAGGAGUUCAGAUCCAGCGAGAAGAUCAGUGUCAGAAAUCACAGCCCUUUCCAGGUUUCAAGAAUUGAAUAUCAAGAACAGAAUUAGAGAAACUUCCUUUGACGGAAACGAAAGAACGAGAAGGGUUUGGUUGCCGAUUGCAAAGAGAACAGUUCAAUGGUUUGCAGAUAGAGAAAAAAGAUCCCAACAGAGGCCUCAGAAAACAUUAGAUGUAUAAAUUUAAUCAAUAACCAAGUAUGUGCUUUUUUUUUUUUUCACCAAACUCGUAUAUUUGAAGAUGUUAGAUAGAUAAAUUAAUAAUACAUGUACGUUUAUAAUCUUCAAAAUGGUUAACGGAUUGAGGGAAAAUGAUUUACAGGAGUUUUGCUAUAUAUAUAUAUAUAUAUGCUUGUUGACUGAUAAUGUGUUUGUGAAAGAUAGAUUUACAGGAACAUUAUCGGGUUUCUUAUUUAACUACAAUUUAUUCUGCUUUGAACAAGAAGUGAUUGCCACCCUGGUCUUAUUGAUCAAGCAUGUUCUUUAUUUUUAUAUAACGACUUCCAUAGGAGGAAAGCCAGUGAAUCAGGUUGUAAGAAUCUCAACCCCAGCUUCAGGAAAAUAUACUUCUAUCGGCCAUUUC
Molecule: messenger RNA, 1878 nt
Organism: Pistacia vera
Lineage: Eukaryota; Viridiplantae; Streptophyta; Magnoliopsida; Sapindales; Anacardiaceae
Product: E3 ubiquitin-protein ligase ATL42-like
Exons: 1
Coding region: 208-1476 (422 amino acids)
Source: RefSeq, a predicted model, not a curated record